UUUUGCCUGAGCUUAUGAACUGAGUGUUAUUGGAUUGGGUCAGAUAUUAUACACUAAUUGGAUUUGUGCUGGCCAAUUGUCAUCGCACUGAGCACAAAGAUCAUCAUGGCGCCACCAUUACCAGGAAUUGAUCAACUACAGCAGCCUCCUCCUCCGCCGCUGCCAACAGGGCAAAGUGUUUUGCCACCCUCGGGGGCUUUUCCUGGAUCUCUUACACCUGGCUGGAAUGAUCCGCCACCACUUGCAAUGGACAGCUCAAACAAUCGUCGGCCACGUUUGGAUUUGCGUAAACGUGUCGCCUAUCCCAUGGAUGGCAGCACCAUCGGCAGUAAUGCCAUUAGUGUCGGCAAUGCACCACCCUUGGAUAUGGCAGCAGGCUUAGCUAACCCACUUCGUCCUGUGGCAAUGGUGCCGCCACAACGACAGGCUCCAUAUGUGGACUAUGGCAGUGGCAGUACCAGCAGUAGCAAUAGCGGCAGCAGCAACAACAAUAACUCUAGCACGGACGCGGCUCGUUUACCCCCCGUGGCGAUAGGCAGUGGGGAUUUGUCCAAGGUUCCCGUGGCCAUGGUGCCACCGAGGCAGAAAUGACCCACUAUACCCGUCUAGCCAUAGCCUUAACCCCCUAGCCAAGUAGAGAAUAUAACGAUAUAAGUGGACGACAUAUUCGUCGUGUGUAAGAAGUAGUGAGUGGAAAAGACAAUUUGACCAUUGAUGAAAACAAAAAAAAAAAAAAAAAAAUCAUUAAAGCCAAGAAAUGCCCAAACAAAAAAUAACACUCGUUUCAUAUUUCUAUGCAAAAAUCGAGAAAUACGUGGAGAAAUACAGGACUGCCGUGGUGGAAAGACUCUUAUUGUUAAUAUAUUUACUUUAAAUAGUCACUUAGGCUUUCGAUCAGAGAUAUAUGUCGGAUAUAAUGAUCAACAUUCGAUAAUUACAAUUACGCUUGAUUACUAGUAAAUUGUCAUAUUGCUGAUGAAGUAUUUGUUAAAUGUAAAAUUCACCUGAUGCCAGAUUAAUCUAUAAUAAAAUAGAAAGUAAAUAAAUUCAAUAAUUAUA
Messenger RNA from Drosophila willistoni, 1059 nucleotides. RefSeq names its product protein diaphanous homolog 1. Lineage: Eukaryota; Metazoa; Arthropoda; Insecta; Diptera; Drosophilidae. The coding region runs from base 106 to 591 and encodes 161 amino acids. The record is from RefSeq and is a predicted model, not a curated record. The transcript has 3 exons.